CCUUUUGCAUGACUUUCUUCAUUCGGUCGCUACACUUCCCAACAUAUAUAUAAUCAUAUAUUCUAUAAAUUAUCCUUCUUUUCUAUCCUGUCUUUUCAGGGUUCUUUUCUUUGCCUUCAAAUUCAAUCAAAAAUCAAUCCUUUUUCGGAAUGCGCGCACCCAGAUUUUCGUUCCCUUCUUCUCUCUUUAAACUUGAACCAGUUCCCCCAUUUUCUGGAGCUAUCGAUAUCUGGGUCUUCCGGAUUCCUGUCUCUUUCUCGUCAUAAGCGUCUAUUUGGACAGUUCAUCAGUGAAAUGCACUGCUUUCGUCUUAACUGAGUUGACAAAAGGUGUGUGUUAUCUCAAGUGUUGGAGAAUCAAUGGGUGAUUUAUAUAUUGAAAACAAAGUCUCUGAAAUCUCAUCCCCCGUCUUCUUAUCAGGCAUGUUAUGCUGUUGUGAGUAACGUAUAUGUUCCUUUUGACUUUUUUGGAUUCUUCUCUUCAAUGGACGAGAUUUUCUCUCAUCUCUUGACACUGACUACUUACGUAAGUCGCCGGUUCAUUUGUUUUAUCGAUAAUCUUGUUCGCCAGGAGAUCAAUAAGUGCACAGAAGAUAUGCUAGUUGUAUCUUCAGGACAACAUCCUAGAUCUUCAGGCCAUAGCAUCAGUGAACCUAAUCUGGAGCAACAUGCAUGUUCCUAUGUGACUUGUGGUGCUGAGACAAGGGUUAGAAUUGGUGGAAGAGAGGUGUUUGAUGUCUUAGUGGAAGUACCUGUAAAUACAGGGUCUGAAAUUAUAGAGAGCAAUUACAGCUAUUUGGGGGGCCCCUUCGUUUUUCAGGGGAUGAUGCUCCCAGCGUUUGGUUUAAAAGUUGCCUUGAGGUUGGCUCUGGCAUCUUGGAGAGUUUCCUUCUAUUACCUUAGAAGUGCUCAACAUUACGUUCGUAGCGUUACGUCUCGGGUGAAGACAACUUUUCGUGGUUCUUCUGAUGAUAUUGGAUGGUUGCAAAACACUCCAGGAAUGGCUUCUGUAGAGGAUGGUACUGCAAGAUUCUUGGAACUGCUUGAAGACUUAAGGUAUCAAGUCUUGAUAGCAAAUUCAAUUUCUGUAAAUUCAUGAAAAAUGAAAACUUGGAAAGAUGGGGGAACUAACUAUAGGAAUUGUUUUAAGUAUAAUGAAAAUACUAAAUAAAAUCAGAGGUAGCAAUGCAUCUUCAUAAAUGUUGUUGAUGUAAGUGUUAUUGCGGAGGAUGCAACUGUUGCUGUUCAGCUAACUACUUCCUUCACCGAACUCCUUCUUGACAGUUCUGACGGAUAACUCUUCCAAUUUGCCCGCUCAAUUCGAACUUCAAUCUUUUUUCUUCCGAGUCUUCAUAGUAUUAUCUUCAAAAAUUUCUCAAACAUAGCUUGUAAUUCCCCCAUAACGACUAGCUCUGAUGCCAAUUUGCUAUGGUCCAAAUCUUGUUAUGGAGUUUUUGUUAAUAGUAGUAUAGGCUCGUUAAGAAACAAUCUAACGAUCUCCUACAGUUAAAGUACUUAAGAAACUCUUUCGACAAAUUUUUCUGCAUAUCUAUACCAGAGACAGCAAGUGGUUUUUAUACAAGAGGGAUGAUGAUCAGUUGUUCUGGUGGUUAUUUCCAAAGCAGUUCCUGAUGCACAUUCUCCCAAUUUUCUCCUACUAUCCUACCGCAUGUACUUAAAUACCACUUAAAUAUCCCACAUAGUACACAAAAAGUCCAGCAAAUGAGAAGCAAUUAUUAUGGAAUUUUAUACUAAUUUCUAGAUUUAACUAACAACUCCAUAUCCUCGUCUAUCUUAUCCUUCAACUAAAUCAUACACAUACUUAAAUACAUUAAGUGCAGAAUUGUUAUACACAACACAUCUUAAUAUAUCAUCAGAUACAACAUAAUAUCUGAAUAAUAAUUAAAUUUCUCUUCCUCUUUUGAGCAUCUUCUUGUUGUGUAGACCUUAUCAACAAUCUACUUCUGCAUUGGACAUGGGUGCCUUGAGAUAUUUAUAACCAAAAUCAAAAGCUUGGCAAGCAACUUGUGGCAAAAUUAGUGUGUUACCUCAGCCAUGGACCCACAGUACAUUUGCUUAUUGAGGUUAUUUGAGCACUGUGAUCACGAAAUUGACACAUAAAGGACCUCAUCCAUCAGUGAAUAAUAAAGGCUUUGUUUCAGAAUUUAUGCUAUUAUUUUCUGAUGAUGAUUUCAAGAGUUGCAAAUCUUAUGCGAGAAUUCCAUAGUUAAGGGACUUCAACCUGUUUCAUUUAGCCAUUCUCAUGCACAACAACAAACAACAAAGAAACAGUUCUCUUGCCUUAGUUUUGCCUUCUUCCAAUAACUGCAUCUGAAGUUACUUGAGAGCUUUCAUAAUCUAAUCUGAAACUGGACAUGGAGCCUCAAGAUAUCUUGUAACCACAUUUAAAAGCUUGCCAAGCAAUCCUGACAAUUAAUGGUGUUAAUGCAGCAUGGAGCGGAUGUAUAUUUGCUUACCGAGGUUAUCUGAGUCCCUUUUUUCGAAAAUUAACUCAUAAAUUACUGAUCUGUCUG
Molecule: messenger RNA, 2533 nt
Organism: Carica papaya (papaya)
Lineage: Eukaryota; Viridiplantae; Streptophyta; Magnoliopsida; Brassicales; Caricaceae
Source: RefSeq, a predicted model, not a curated record